CGGUGGCUAACGAGUGACGCACCUGCGAACACCGAUGGCAUCGCGUGUAUGAGCAGAAAAACACGCGAGAGAGAAAAAAAGGAGACAGCAGAGUGCCGGAGAGGGCGAUCGACCGACGAGAGAUGCAGUCGACGAGAGUCUCGUAAUAAUACAUCAUUCGCCGGGAAAUUGCGCGCUCGCCUUAUUAUGGCAGAAUGGAUGGACGUAAAUUGCUGCUGUUGCUGAUCCUCUUCCUGACGGUAUGGCAGGGAGCAGUGGCCGUGAUACCGAUGCAAUAUGUCUCUGUGGACGUGGGUAAGGGUUUGAAACUGGCUUGUACCGAGGAGAGUAUCCUCUCACAUUCCGAAGAAUCAACCGUGAGAGUGAUGUGGAUAAGGGAAGGACGAGAGGAUAGACAGAUCGAUCGGCUUAAGGUCGAGCCAAACGGUGUGCUGGAGCUGUUAAAUGUCAGCGCAGACGAUGCCGGCAAUUACUCGUGCUCCUUCGACGAUCAUGACGCCGUGAAAGCUAGAAUCAAUGUGGAAGUCAGAACGCCUCCCCCAGCCCUGCGCAACGUCUGGGUCAAGCCAUCCACGAUACUGGCCAACAUUCUCUGGGAAGUGGCUGGGACCGGCGGGUAUCCUAUCAUAGACUUCACUGCCGAAUAUCGUUUGAAGCCGGGCACGGGCGAGAAGCCGGAAGAUUGGAAGCCCAUUAUUCCAACGCACAUUCCUCCAAAUUCCAGGCAGAUAGACGUGUAUCAUUUGGUGCCAAAUACUACCUACUCGUUUCGAGUGUGGGCAACCAAUCAGUUGGGAAAAGGAGACAUUGUAGAGGUCGAAGGUCAUACGCAUCACAGCGUUGAAGAAUUGGAGCUCGCCCGACACCUUCUAGCCGGUGUAGAGAAUUUCGAUACGCGCGUCUGGGUGGCAGCCGUAGGUAUUGUGAUGGGCACACUUAUGAUUCUUGGUUUAGGUACAUGUUACCUACUGUAUCGCGAGUGCAAGGCACCCUCGCAGCUGGAGGAGCAGGAAGUGAUUGAGCUGGUGCCUAACAUCAUUCUGAAUCCGGGAUUUUUCGACGAGCGCACCGAACACGUGCCACAAGACGAGAACUUCAAUAAUCAGACGACUACGCGUCUCAAUAACAAUAGCGUUGUGCAACCUAGGCGGCUCUAGCGUUUUUUGCUUAGCUUAGACUCGCUCCGCUGCAAAGCAAGCAAGGUGGACACGGUUCUCCACGUCGUCUCGAACGUAAGUAACCGAGUUUAUCGGAAAGGCCUCGAGUUCGUUUAAAAGAAUGAACGAUAAUCGACGAAGUCGAUGGGCUCAGAUACAAGACUAUUAGCGAUAACAGCGAAAAGGGGCAUCUUUUGGAUGAUUCUCGGAACAUAUUGAGAUUCAUCAAUCGUUUUGAGCGCCCCGCUCAGUUUGUCGAGUCUUUUUGUUAUACGCGGAGAUCGAACGACGGAACCGGUUUUUAUUCUAAAAGGGUUCUCCCGUUGAAACCUUCGUCUCUUUAACGUGGUUUUAAGACUUGGACAUUUUUUACAGAAAAUCGCGUUCUUAUUUUUGGAAAAUUUAUAAUAGAUAAAAGCUCCAAGAAGAGAGAACUUACAUAAGUAAAGCUUUUAUACACGUAACAAUAGAAAAGAUGUGGACUAGGUAGAUCAGAGUUUCUUUUUCAAAAACUGGGAGAUACUUCUUCCGUGCGAAACGAAUUAUAAAUUUCGGAAUUAUGGAGAUAGACGAGACUGUUGAAACAGAAGGAAUUGAUAAAAAUGGUUCGAUGCUCGUUCAAUCUCUGACGUUACGACGCAACAAUGAAGUGUUCAAAAAAAAAUGUAAGACUCCAGAUCAGAUUUUUCUUCACGAAAGGAGGUAAUAGUUUUUUGAAAAUGUUUACCGCAGGAUGUUCUCUUUCCCCGAUAAGUUUCUCAAUGACACUUACACUCUCGCUCCAUAACUGCUCAGUGAUCGAGCUUAGAGGAAGCGGAAAUUCCUGUGAGCCAAAAGAAAUCGUAGUAAGACUGUAACUCUAAGAGUAUAAUCCGAAAGAAAUUUGGAGAAUCACCGAAUGAUAUUGUCAAGAGAAUGAUGUCAAGAGACGAUGUAUUUUUCACUCGUUUAUUCUCUCGAAAAGUAGCGCGAUGUGAAAGCUGAACGAUAUAUAAUUCCGUGCGAGUAUUAGGAUUUUCUUUUUUUAACAAAAUGCUCAUUUGUUAGUUUAAGUGAUUGAAUCCUGUAUGCGGUAUGACAAACUUUUACUGCCGUUUUAAGGUAUGCACAAGUCGUUGAAAGUUCCUUUUUUUAGGAAUCUCCGUAAAAGAUCUUUCGCAUUUUAUUUUAUAUAUAUAUACAUAUAUAGAGCUCUCAUUUUUUUUCUGUCAUUGUAAAUAUGCUCGUCGCGCGUGCUCGUUAUUUGUGCUCUUUGUGGAAAAAUCCCGCAAAGUUUGAAGGAUUCGGAAGAUUAGAGAAUAAUGUCGUUUUAAUUACAAUAGUAAUACUUAUACAUUGAGACGUUGUUCAUAAUAUUAUUACGUUAGAUUUUAUUGACGAUACUUCACGAUAAGCUGCAUGCAACUAUUUCAAGGAUGCAUAAUAUUGCUUUUGCACACUUUUGCACUACAUUAAUAACAACCACAACUGUGUCUACGAAUCACUAACGCACACGUUGAUCCAGAAAAAUCAAAUUAAUCUUAAACAGCAAUUUUAAAAACUAAAAAAGAGAAUGGAUAACUGUGAAAACAGAUAAUUGUGCAAACUAAAAGUUUUAACGGGUACAAUAAGCCGCGUAAAAAAUACACGAUGUCUUACUUCGAAAGCGUCACUUUUUAAGGACGAAUUUUUAAAGUCACUUUCCAAAAA
This is a messenger RNA of Ooceraea biroi (clonal raider ant), 2846 nucleotides long. Its product is annotated as protein sidekick-1. The record is from RefSeq and is a predicted model, not a curated record. Gene Ontology annotation, molecular function: protein binding. NCBI's taxonomy places the organism in Eukaryota, Metazoa, Arthropoda, Insecta, Hymenoptera, Formicidae.